AUGGAGGUGGUUCACUGGUCAUUGCCAGUGCACAUGACCAUGGUGACUCCACCCUCAGAGUCUUCCAUGGCUCUGCCCUCAGAAACUUUCAUGGCUCUGCCCUCUGAGUCAUCCAUGGCUCCGCCCUCAGAGUCUUCCACGAGUCCUCCUCCUGCAGUCACGUCCGCUCCUCCUGUGAAGACUCUCACAGCUCUGCCCACAGAGUCUUCCAUGAUUCCUCCUCCAGCGGACACAUCCGCUCUCCCAGAGACUCAUCCUCCAGUGGUCACGUCUGCUUCUGCUCUGAUUCCUCUUUUAGCGGCUCUGCCCACUCCUUUUGAGACUCCUCCUCCAGCUGCUCUACCCGCUCCACCUACGACUUCUCCUGAGUCUCAGUUCCCCUGCGGCUCUGCCGGCUCCACCUCUGAAUCCUCUUCCUGGAAUUCAAUUUCCUGCUCCUGCAGUUCUGCACAUACCAACAGUGGCUCCGUCCCCUGA
Xyrauchen texanus (razorback sucker) is the source of this 477-nucleotide messenger RNA. RefSeq names its product mucin-7-like. The coding region runs from base 1 to 477 and encodes 158 amino acids. The transcript has a single exon. Lineage: Eukaryota; Metazoa; Chordata; Actinopteri; Cypriniformes; Catostomidae. The record is from RefSeq and is a predicted model, not a curated record.